AUGGCUACUUCUUCUGCUAUAGAGCAGCCUAGACUAUUGAAUUUAAUGGAGAAAAAAACAAACACAAUAUAUCAAGAACUUAUUAUUCCUGUCAAUAAAGGGCAAGGUAGCGUUGAAAGAAUACAAUACCCUUCAGAAGACUCUUAUUUUUGGGGUCAGCCUGCUUCAAAUGAUGAUACCUAUGAUAAUAUAGACGAUGGAGCAUUCAAAAACCCUUUCAAAUACCCUUCUAAAGAGCAAGGUAGCCCAAUACUAGACAAAAGCACUAAAGAUAAUGCUCAGCAAGAAGAGUCGCUCACACAGGAAGCUAUCAUUGUUGAUCCAAAAAAAGAUCAACAGGAACAAGCAGCAACAAAAGAUUUAAAAGCUACUUCUAACCCUGUUAGUGAUAAAAUCAAUAUUCCGAAAGAUGAUAGGAAUAAACAAGUCAAAAAUAAUGCCGGAGCAACUCCAUUACCAACUAAACUACAAGACUUUCAAGAUGAGGAUAAUGCUGAUAGUGAGGAAGAAGACAACGAGGAAGAAGAAGAAGAAGAAAAAGCAGACGAUCUUGAAGAUAAUGAAGAUAAUGAAGAUAAUGAGGACAAUGAGGACAAUGACGAAGAUGAUAUAUUUGUAGCUAUCUCCAUUGUUGAUCAUGGUUUAUCUCAGGCAGCAGUGCCAACAGUACCAACGAACAUAGCCUCACAUGUUAUUGCUACAUCUUAUUUUAAUGGAUAUGGAGUUGCAGCUGGACAUGCUGAGGAUGAAUCAGCUGGACUAGGGCUUAUUGGCAUGUUUGAGAAAAAUGAAGCUUCUUUUGGAAAUUCCUUGGAAAGAAAUUACGGAUUGCAUUUAUUGACAUUAGUUUUCUUGCUCUGGUUCUUUAGUCGAAACCGUAUUUAA
This is a messenger RNA of Gilbertella persicaria, 885 nucleotides long. RefSeq lists its product as uncharacterized. The record is from RefSeq and is a predicted model, not a curated record. NCBI's taxonomy places the organism in Eukaryota, Fungi, Mucoromycota, Mucoromycetes, Mucorales, Choanephoraceae. The transcript has 2 exons. The coding region runs from base 1 to 885 and encodes 294 amino acids.